CACAUGAAUUCCGUUUGGAAUCAGGCUUUAUGCUUAAGUACUACUGCCAUCGAUACUUAAGAAAAUGGUGAUGUUCAAUUUUUUCGCCUAAUUCAAACUUUAUAUGAUUUUCUUUUCUUAUCAAAUUGAACGAAAAUUUCCGUUGGAAAAUAAUAUUAUUUAUUAUUGCGGAUGAUUUUCAACUGUUUUUCCGCCAAAGCUGAAUUCUUCUCUUUGCACACUUAAUGAAAACUGAUACCGACACGUUUGAAUUGUGAACAUAAACGAUUGACAGACGAAAAUGAAACAGGGAAAAGGUCUUUUCUGCUAUUGCGUGAAGAAAUGUCAUUCUUUGUCAAAAUUUCCAUGCAUGUAAUCCAUAUAAAACAAUACAUAGACAAUUACAAAUUCAAUCAUAUGUGAAUUAUGCUGUGUCUUUCACUCAGACCACUCAAAAAUAGAAAGACUGAAAACAUCGAAAAAGACAGACGAAGGCUUAGUAGCUCGCACACAAUUAACACACGAAGACAACGACGACCAUUCUUACUUAAUUCUCUUUGUAUAACUGCUGCUUUAGGGGCUAAAACAAAUAAAAGAAAAAAGAAAGAAAAAAAAACGCGAACGUACUGCGAGAAGCUGGAACGUAAAAAUAUGUUCACGCCAUUGCGAUAAAAACUAGUUGAAGCACCAGUUAUUUGGGUUAAAAUGUUAUCGCUGUUGCCAAAAGUUGAGUCAACAUUUAAAUUCGAGACUUAUUUUCACAAGUGAGGCUUUUUGAUUUGAUUCUUUUGAAACAAAAACCAUCGAUUACAACAAAAAAUAUGGCAGGAAUUUAUGGGCUUUCACGCGAAGCUGUUCGUGUUAAAGUAAAAAAAUGUGAAGGCAGUCUACCGUGCGAAUGGCGAAAAUUUAGUGUUGAUCCACAAAUUACAUCGUUGGAAGUACUGUAUAGCAUUUUGGCAAAAGCGUUUGACCUAAAAUCCGACUUUAGCAUAAGUUAUAAAACGGUCGAUCCAAAUGGCCAAGAGGUUUAUCUUGGCGUUUUAUCCGAUUGGGACCUUGAUGCAGCAUUUCUCAGGGCUCACAAUCAUUCCAUAUCGCAUGGUACGGAUCCGUGUCUUAGCCUAACGGUUGAUAUUAAACCAUUUUCCGAAACAUCUGAUUGGGAUACAACAAAUACAACGACAAAAGAGGUAACACCAUUACAACAAUCAAUUGGAGUUGGACAAAAAUACGUGCAAAAUGUUCAAAGUCGUUUGCCUGGCCUGAUUAUGAAUCAUAUGGAAAAAACAUUCUCAAUGGUAACGCGUGCGUUAAAUUUCGUUGAGGAUCAAAGUAUUUUACAGCCAUUAAGACAGCCAUUGUCGGACGCUGAAUUUCGUUCGUUUCUCGAUUCGGUUGGACAAAUUGUACAAGCGAAAAAUCUCCGCAAAGUCAUUUAUAAUGGUGGUAUCGAUCCGAGUUUACGUCGUGUCGUAUGGAAACACAUAUUGAAUGUGUAUCCGGAGGGUAUGACUGGACGACAACGUAUGGAUUAUAUGAAACAAAAGGCAGCUGAAUAUUAUCGUUUGCGUGAUGUAUGGCGGGUAGCCAUUCAACAAGGGCCUGUUGCGGGUGAAUUAGCGUAUGUUACAAGUAUGGUACGGAAAGAUGUACUUCGAACUGAUAGACUGCAUCCAUUUUACGCUGGAAACGAUGAUAAUCAAAAUAUCGCAUCACUUUUCAAUAUUCUCACCACAUAUGCACUCAACCAUCCGGCCGUUAGCUAUUGCCAAGGAAUGAGUGACAUUGCCUCACCUCUUUUGGUUACAAUGUGUGACGAAGCACAGGCGUAUAUUUGUUUCUGUGCAAUUAUGAAGCGUUUGAGCACUAAUUUCAUGCUUGAUGGAAUUGCAAUGACACAGAAAUUUACCCAUCUGUCCGAAGCGCUACAGUUUUACGAUCCCGAAUUUUUCGAUUACCUAAAAUUGCAACAGGCGGACGAUCUAUUAUUUUGUUAUCGAUGGCUGUUAUUAGAAAUGAAACGCGAAUUUGCGUUUGAUGAUUCGCUGCGAAUGUUGGAGGUACUCUGGAGCAGUUUGCCGUCACAGCCACCAAUUGGCGAACUAAAUUUAUUCGAAAAAGAAUUCGUACCGCCGACCAAAGAUGCUCAAUCAUCGCCAAAAAGUACAUCGUCCGAUGUUAUAAUGCGAAAACCACGUGAAACUGCAUACACAAAACUGUGUGCAUUACGGCGUCAAAGUUCAUCACAAUCACUUUUGCUCACAUCACCAAAUACAAUCAAUUCCAGCGAUUCGACAUCGUUUGGACGCAGUUUAGACGGUACAAAGCGUUUCAAUCAAAGUUUAGAUGAAAAUAUAACACGAACACCAGUGGGUAACAGUCGAAAUAUUUCGAAAAGUUAUCAAAGUUUAGACGAAUCAAAACUUCGGCAAAUGACACAACAUCAUAAUCAAAAAGCAACCAUACAACUAACCGAAAUCAAUGAUAAGUCACAAGUUAACAAUUUUGAAGUGAAAAAUAAUGAGAAAAAUCAACAACAAUCCGAUGCAUCACUCAAUAACAAUGAUGAGGUUGGGGAGGAACAUUUGGUGACCAAAUCACAAACAACGCACAUAAAACCAGAUGAACAAUCGACAACGACCAACAAUAAUCACAUAAUGCCAACGUCGGAAGAUUCGAAUUCAACCGCGUCAAGUCAUUUUAAAGGGCUAAAAGAUCGAAUUGCGGCCAGUAAAAAGGAAAUAUUUGCAUCGUUCGAUAAAAUUGAAAAGUAUCCAUUUGAAGAUUUAGUGAAAUCGAAUUCAGUCGAAUCAGAGAAUCAAUCGGGUGAAACAACACCAAAAGGUGGCAAAAUUGUGAAAAAUUUUAAUGAAUUUCUGAAUUUUGCGUCAAAAGGUGCUAAAUUAACAUUGAUUCGAUCGGCAAGUGUUAGUUCAAGUGAAUCACGCAGUAGUAAACGGGCAUCACUUCGCAUGACACGAUCAUCACAUCAAAAUUUAAAUUCGGAAAAAAUUCUGGACACAGACAAAAUGGAUGAUUCAAGUCCGAAGGAGAAUGAACCAAAUGUUAUGAAUCGCAUUAAUAAAAAGAAACUGCAAUUACAAUUGGAAGAGAAGAAGCAAUCUAGUUUUGACGGCAGCAGUCCAGAUGAUUCGGAAUAUUUUCCAAUGACCACUUCCAUAACACGUGAAUGUUAUCUUGAAUUGGACAAUUUGAAUCGGCAAGUGUUUGGCAACAAUUUUUCGCAAUCAAAAGUGAAUACAAAUGGUUUUGAUAUGGCCGAUUCCAAAGAUUCGCUUGAUUCACACAUAAGCAAUAACCGUUCAUCGGCCAAUUUUUCCACAAAAAUAUCAUACAAAAAAUUCAAUGAAAGUUCCGAAGACGAUGUGCAAUUAGAUCAAAUUUAUAGUAUAUCAAGUGAUAAAAAUCCGACUGAAGAAAUUGGUAGAAGUGGUGCUGGCGGUUUCAAUGCCGAAGUAUUUGUUUGGGAAAAUCCAUUGCAUGUAUCGCCAACGGUCCAAGAGCCAAGCACAUCAAAAUCUCAUUCCAAUGUCGACACCAAAAAUCCAUUCUACGAAAAAGACUUCCUGCAAACAUUAACCCCCGACGAACAGAUUGAACUCGAAUACGAUGGUGAGUUGAUUGAUGAAGUAACGGGCAAAAAAUCAAUAACACCAAUUCGAUUGGUUCGGAAAAAAGACGAUGAUCGCUGUUCUUCGAAACGAAAUUCAAAAGUCUUGCGAAAUGAUUCGGAAACGGACAGUGAGAAUAGUGAAAAAGUGUUGAACGACUUGAUGAAAACAUCAAUGCUCAGUGAAACAAAUCCAUUUUUAAUGGAUAUAACGGCAUCGGCAGCUUCAAUUGACAAUACAACGCCAACCAAUAAUCAAGAUGUUUUCAUUGAUGAGGAAGCGUCAGAAGCGGAAACCGAACCGAAUAUCGUUUUAUUGGAUAAAGUAACCACAACCACCACAUUACCACCGCCAAAUGAAUUCGGUGGCGGUAAUCCAUUUUUAAUGUUCUUAUGCUUGUCAUUAUUGCUUCAGCAUCGAAAUUUUGUAAUGAAAAACAAUAUGGAUUACAAUGAGAUGGCUAUGCAUUUUGAUAAAAUGGUGCGUAAACAUAAUGUCGUUCGGGUAUUAAAUCAAUCGCGGCGCAUGUACGCUGACUACCUUAAAUCUCAAAACAUUCAACGCAAGUAUUCGGCAACCAAUGCAAGCGCCAGUGGCACAGCCAACAAAACAAACACAAAUCGUGUCGGUACAAAACAGUGAUAAAAAAAUAUAUACUAUAAUAAAACCGAAUAGCAUCUAUUCGAACCACCAGCUAAGCAAAUACUAUAUAGAAUUUUUUUUUUCAAAGAAAGCGGAUAUUUUAGCGAUUUAAGUCAAAUUUAAAUGAUAUAUUUAUCAAACAAAAACAAUUAGCUCGUACUCAUUCCAAUUUACUCUAUGAUUUUGUUCCUCAUUGUGUUAGAUGAUCAUAAUUGUGUAUAAAUGAUUAUAAAAAAGAAAAUCAAUCAGAGAUUGUUUUUGAUUUUUGCUUAAGAUUUGGAAAAAAAAGUAGAAAAAUUUAAAUUUUUGAGGCAUUGUAUCGUUUCCAACACAAAAUUCAUGUAAAAUCAUAUAAAAAAAUUGUAAUUAUAAUUUAUUUCAAAUAUUAUCUUCAAAUCAGCACAUUUUGGCACCGAAAGUUUGGUAACAAUUUGCAAACAAAAAAUAAGGCAUAUUACUACUUAAAAAAACGAAUCAAUCAAAAAUAUCCAAAGCACAAACUUUUUGGUCUCUUUCUU
Molecule: messenger RNA, 4774 nt
Organism: Contarinia nasturtii (swede midge)
Lineage: Eukaryota; Metazoa; Arthropoda; Insecta; Diptera; Cecidomyiidae
Exons: 6
Coding region: 801-4256 (1151 amino acids)
Biological process (GO): activation of GTPase activity; regulation of autophagosome maturation
Cellular component (GO): autophagosome
Molecular function (GO): GTPase activator activity
Source: RefSeq, a predicted model, not a curated record